Molecule: messenger RNA, 634 nt
Organism: Maylandia zebra (zebra mbuna)
Lineage: Eukaryota; Metazoa; Chordata; Actinopteri; Cichliformes; Cichlidae
Product: histone H4
Cellular component (GO): nucleosome
Molecular function (GO): structural constituent of chromatin; DNA binding; protein heterodimerization activity
Source: RefSeq, a predicted model, not a curated record
GAUUGAGCAUGCAUCAAGACGUUUAAAUGCCAAUAAAUUGUUAAAAUUGAAAAGCAUGUGUCUCUUUGAUUCAAAUGUGAUUAUCUGUAAAUAUGUCGCUGAUAUUAAAAACUGUUUUAAAUGUUUUAAUUCAUGUUCAGACACAACGAGAACAACCAUACUCGAAAGGGCAGGUCCCUGUUUCCUAUUACGUCCUCAAAUCACGUUGUCGCUGGGGUUUUUCAAAUACGUCCGUUGUACUGACUUAAAGUCGCACCCGUGCGGUGACUUUUCAUCAGUAUCACUUAAGCUGACAAAAUGAGUGGACGCGGGAAAGGAGGAAAGGGACUCGGGAAAGGAGGCGCUAAACGGCACCGCAAAGUUCUCCGUGAUAAUAUCCAAGGCAUUACUAAGCCUGCCAUUCGUCGUCUAGCCCGUCGCGGUGGUGUGAAGCGUAUCUCCGGCCUGAUUUACGAGGAGACCCGUGGUGUACUUAAGGUGUUCCUGGAGAACGUGAUCCGCGAUGCAGUCACCUACACCGAGCACGCCAAGAGAAAGACUGUGACCGCAAUGGAUGUGGUGUAUGCUCUUAAAAGGCAGGGCCGUACUCUAUACGGUUUCGGAGGUUAACGCUACUGUCUUGAUUCCAACACAA